Messenger RNA from Ostrinia nubilalis (European corn borer), 1070 nucleotides. RefSeq lists its product as uncharacterized. The transcript is spliced from 5 exons. The record is from RefSeq and is a predicted model, not a curated record. The coding region runs from base 68 to 1024 and encodes 318 amino acids. NCBI's taxonomy places the organism in Eukaryota, Metazoa, Arthropoda, Insecta, Lepidoptera, Crambidae.
ACCACUGCAAAAGAAUGACAUUGAAUCAGAAAAUAGGACAUCUUAGAAGAGGACACCAAAUUUCAAGAUGCAGUGCAAAAUAUUAUUAUUGCUCCUGGUAGCAGGCCUAUUGUAUAGUGCCUACGGUGAUAGUUCCUCGUCAUCAGACAGUAGUAGCAGCAGCAGCAGUAGUGACAGUUCCGAUAGCAGUGACAGUUCCGACAGCAGCGACAGUUCCGACAGCAGCGACAGUUCCGACAGCAGCGACAGUUCUGAAAGCAGUGACAGUUCUGAUAGCAAUGGCAGUGGAGACGAUAGCGGCAGUGGAAACGAUAGCGGCAGUGGAGACGAUAGCGGCAGUGGAGACGAUAGCGGUAGUGACAGUAUUGAAAAUCCAGGCGACGAUAACGGCACUGACAUUUUCUACUACCCUUGCGGAUCCGCUCCUGAAAUUAGCUGUAUUCGUAACUACUUCAUCAACAGCGGUCAAUUCAGGCCAGUGACUCAUCAGGAUGGUCAAGUCAUCAUCAGGAAGAAGCAAUCUGUCUACUUGCCCAAAGUUAACCUCACAUUCAUCACGUAUAAUGGCGAAAUCGAAUAUUCAGGCAUCAGUGCUGAAACCUUCUAUAUCAACAGAAGAACAAAGAAAAUAGUGAUCACCAUUGCAUUUGAGAGCAUCAACAUCUAUGCUGAGAACAGUGAAUGCGCCAUCAACAGGCGGGGCCAAGAACCCUUGAAAGUUAAAGACUAUACCAAUGUAACUUAUUACGCCGUGUCGAUUACUGCCAUCAUCCCUAACGCCCGGAACCGCAUCAAUAUGAAGGCUGCUUCAGUAUCAGCAUAUAUCUCCAAUCCCAAUCCUAUCUUCGAUUUGGGACCUAACUUCUCGAGCAGUUCAGAUGAACUCGUUGCCCAGGUGUACCAAGGCCUGAAGGAUGAUCCAGCAACGGCAGCUCAAGAAAUUUACCUGACCGACGCUUCUAGCUACUUCUUUGGCUAUUUCAAUAACUAUAUUUGUGAUUCUGGUGUUCCUUACUCUGGGUAACAUGAAAUUAAUUGACAAAUUAAUAAAGCUUAUGCACAACUGUUAA